UUGUAAUGUAUUGAAAUUCAAAUUAAAAUCAAAUCAAAAAACGUGUAAACUGAAUUUUCAAUUUAGAGCCCCACGAUUAGUUCUUCGCUGGCUGCCGGCCAUAUCGAUAACUGCAUGGUGAAACUAACACCCGAGUUGAUUAACCAGUCCAUGCAAUACAUAAAUCCAUGCCGUGAACGUGAGCUCGAUUUGCGCGGCUACAAAAUUCCACAGAUCGAAAAUUUGGGUGCCACAUUGGAUCAGUUUGAUACGAUCGAUCUCUCGGACAAUGAUCUGCGCAAAUUGGACAAUCUGCCACAUCUGCCUCGGCUUAAGUGCCUGCUGCUGAACAACAACCGCAUCUUACGCAUCAGCGACGGCCUGGAGGAGGUCGUGCCGAAUCUGAACUCCAUCAUAUUGACGGGAAAUAAUUUGCAGGAGUUGAGCGAUUUGGAGCCACUUACAGGAUUCAAGAAGCUGGACACAAUAUGUCUGCUCAUCAAUCCGGUGUCCACAAAGCCCAACUAUCGCGAGUAUAUGGCCUUUAAGUUUCCACAGUUGCGUUUGCUAGAUUUUCGAAAGAUCAAACAGAAAGACAGGCAACUGGCACAGGAAUUCUUCCGCACCAAGCAGGGCAAGGAGAUGCUCAAGGAGGUGUCCAAAAAGUCCAAAAUAACAGCUGCCGCGGCACUGGCAGCGGAGGCGACCAACGGCAAGCCAGCAACUGAAGGUGGACGUUUUGCUAAUCCCGAGGAUAUGCAGCGCAUCCGCGAAGCUAUCAAGCGUGCCAGCUCCCUGGCGGAGGUGGAAAGACUGUCACAGAUACUGCAAAGCGGGCAGCUGCCCGAUAAAUUUCAGCAUGAAUUGGGCCAAAAUGGUGUUAACGGCACGGCAGCCGCACCAGCCGUGGCCAUGGAUUACUAGAUGUAGUACUGUCGUCAGCUACCUUAUAACUGUAGAACAAUCUUUUAAUAAAUCAGUAAAAAAGAAAACAA
This is a messenger RNA of Drosophila montana, 974 nucleotides long. RefSeq names its product small nuclear ribonucleoprotein polypeptide A'-like U2A (gene U2A). The coding region runs from base 115 to 903 and encodes 262 amino acids. The transcript is spliced from 2 exons. The record is from RefSeq and is a predicted model, not a curated record. Gene Ontology annotation, biological process: mRNA splicing, via spliceosome. NCBI's taxonomy places the organism in Eukaryota, Metazoa, Arthropoda, Insecta, Diptera, Drosophilidae. Gene Ontology annotation, molecular function: protein binding; U2 snRNA binding. Gene Ontology annotation, cellular component: U2 snRNP.